AUGUCCCCUAAUCCCUCGCCUCGGAUGAGCCGCACCAUGCGAACAAACACGCCAGUCUCCGUCGCUUUUGGUUCAACCUACCAUGCGACCCCUCCACUGCGUCGAGCAUCUAGCUCGGGCCCACAUUUGCCUGGUCAGUCCAGUGGCCAAGGGUCGCGACAGGCCCAUCUGCACUCGAUGACUCUGCCCCGUAACAGGAUGCCCUAUCCCCGUGGUCACUUGACCAGCCAGUCUUCUUCGUCCAUCGGCACCCCGACUAUGACUCGGCGCUCGAGCCCGUCCACUAUCAAAGAGCCCGAAGUGGACCAGGUCCCAAUUCCUUUUGGACAUUCGGCUGUCGUACAAAGCCGGUCUGCUUCUCGACGCCGAUCGGCCGUUGGAGGACCAAUUUUCAAGUCUAUUACCUCACCUGCAGCCAGACUCGAGUACACAUUCUACAUUCACGAUGUUGAAGCCUUUCAGCGGCCAUUUCUAGACCGUCGAGUCGAAGCCGUGGCACGUUCUUGUCAGUGCGCUAUCACAUUGCAUCAGAUUGAACCAGGCCAACCUCCGCUCUACUACAAAGGCGUCAGAGUAUUGCCAGUAACUGUGUUUGCUCGCCACCUGAACAGUCUGAAACGCUGCCUAGCUAGGCUGGACAGCCAGUAUCCCCACUUCAACGUAAAGGCCUUCUUCCCACCCGACAUCAUCUAG
Messenger RNA from Protopolystoma xenopodis, 693 nucleotides. NCBI's taxonomy places the organism in Eukaryota, Metazoa, Platyhelminthes, Monogenea, Polystomatidea, Polystomatidae. The record is from the annotation of a GenBank genome assembly.